CGCGGAAAGGUCCCAGGCCUGGACUGAGCGCCGGCGUUGCGGAGCUACGGGAUCGGUUGGAAAUGGCAGAGGUGGAGGAGACACUGAAGCGACUUCAGAGCCAGAAGGGAGUACAGGGCAUCAUCGUGGUGAACACAGAAGGCAUUCCCAUCAAGAGCACCAUGGACAAUCCCACUACCACACAGUAUGCCAACCUCAUGCACAACUUCAUCUUGAAGGCCCGGAGCACCGUGCGUGAAAUUGACCCCCAGAAUGACCUCACCUUCCUUCGAAUUCGCUCCAAGAAAAAUGAAAUUAUGGUUGCACCAGAUAAAGACUAUUUCCUGAUUGUGAUUCAGAAUCCAACUGAAUAAGCCACUCUCUUGGCUUCCUGCGUCAUUCCUUAAUGUAAUAGCCCCUAAGAGUGAUAGUAUUAAUCAUGUCAACCAACUAGCAGGUGGAAAUCACCUGAGAGCCUACUUAGA
Nyctereutes procyonoides (raccoon dog) is the source of this 464-nucleotide messenger RNA. RefSeq names its product dynein light chain roadblock-type 1. The coding region runs from base 63 to 353 and encodes 96 amino acids. Gene Ontology annotation, cellular component: centrosome; cytoplasmic dynein complex; cytoplasm. Gene Ontology annotation, biological process: microtubule-based movement. The transcript has a single exon. Lineage: Eukaryota; Metazoa; Chordata; Mammalia; Carnivora; Canidae. Gene Ontology annotation, molecular function: dynein intermediate chain binding. The record is from RefSeq and is a predicted model, not a curated record.